ACAAACUCAGAAAAAAAAAAGUAAUCUACACAGGCCUCCACAAUUUUCCUUGGAUAUUACGAUCAGUUGUGACUUAUCUUCCCUUCUUUUCCUAUAUAAACUAAAACAACCUCAAACUAAAUCAAUCUCAACCAAAUACACACAAUCAACAAAUAAAAAAUCCAAAGACAUUUCUUUUCAAUCUUUCCAUCAUGAUCCCCUCGAAAUCACUCUCCAUUUUCUGCCUCUUCGUAGUCCUUGUUACCCUUAUCUCCACAUCCACCCAUGCAGCCACCUUUACAGUACAGAACAAUUGCCCUUACACUAUUUGGGCCGGCGCAGUACCCGGUGGUGGCAAACGUAUGAAUACCGGUGACACGUGGAUUGUCACCGCCAACCCUGGCCAAACCGGUGGACGAAUUUGGCCCCGUACUGGAUGCACACCUAAUGGAGCCAACGGGCUCAAGUGUAUCACAGGAGACUGUGGUGGGGUACUCCAAUGCACAGCUUAUGGUACACCCCCUAACACCUUAGCCGAAUAUGGCUUAAAACAAUUUAACAACUUGGAUUUCUUUGACAUUUCCUUGGUUGAUGGGUUUAAUGUACCCAUGAGUUUCUUGCCCGUAAAUGGUUGUAGCAAAGGACCUACUUGCAGGGGUGACCUUAUCGGCCCAUGCCCGGCUCAACUUAAGGCCGCAGGUGGGUGUAACAACCCGUGCACCGCCCUCAAAGAUGAUAAAUAUUGUUGUUUAAAUAAUUUCAAAGAUAACUGCCCUGCAACAGAUUUAUCUAGGUAUUUUAAGGGUAAGUGUCCAGAUGCUUACAGUUAUCCUAAGGACGAUGCUACUAGCACUUAUACUUGCCCUUCUGGUACCAAUUACAAGGUUACAUUUUGUCCUUGAUUCAAGCUAAAAGUGUUGUACACUUGUACUAUCAUGAAUAAAUAAUGGAAUGUUAUCCUAAUUAAUAAGUAGUUUUAUUCA
Molecule: messenger RNA, 962 nt
Organism: Chenopodium quinoa (quinoa)
Lineage: Eukaryota; Viridiplantae; Streptophyta; Magnoliopsida; Caryophyllales; Amaranthaceae
Product: alpha-amylase/trypsin inhibitor-like
Exons: 1
Coding region: 192-881 (229 amino acids)
Biological process (GO): defense response
Cellular component (GO): extracellular region
Source: RefSeq, a predicted model, not a curated record